This is a messenger RNA of Ilex paraguariensis (yerba mate), 1133 nucleotides long. NCBI's taxonomy places the organism in Eukaryota, Viridiplantae, Streptophyta, Magnoliopsida, Aquifoliales, Aquifoliaceae. The record is from the annotation of a GenBank genome assembly.
UCUCUCUCUCUCCCCCUCACCCACUCACUCCAAUUAGGGUUUAGCCUUAGGGCUUUUCUCUCUCUGCACAUUACUGCUCCUUCUGUCUCGCUCUUUGUGUUAGGGCUUUGAAGCCAUGGAUAGAUACCAGAAAGUCGAGAAACCAAAGCCUGAAUCACCCAUUAACGAGAACGAGAUCCGAAUCACUUCUCAGGGCUUGGUUAGGAACUACAUCAGUUAUGCCACAAGUCUCCUUCAGGAGAGACAUGGGAGAGAAAUUGUCUUGAAAGCAAUGGGGCAGGCAAUAAGCAAGACGGUCGCAAUUGCAGAAAUUAUCAAGAGGAGGAUGCCACGAUUGCAUCAAGAUACGGCCAUCAGUUCAGUGAGCAUAACUGAUGUAUGGGAACCCAUUGAAGAGGGUCUUUUGCCUGUGGAGCAGACUCGCCAUGUCUCAAUGAUUUCGAUCACGCUGUCUAUUAAGGAGCUGAACAAGAAUUCUGCAGGUUACCAAGGUCCAUCUUCUUCUGUGGAGCAAGCAAGGCCACAAUAUGACUAUCACCAACAACAAAAUCAGUUACAGCAACAACCUAGACCAGCUCGUGCAACCUACAAUGCCGGUAAUGAAGAUUCUUAUGGUCGUGGACGAGGCCGUGGUAGAGGGAGAGGGCGGGGAUGGAGCAGGGGUGGAUAUGGAAACUAUCAAGAAAAUGGUGGGUAUUCAAACUGGGGCCGAGCUGGUGAGCGUGGCAACGGUUGGGGCUAUCGUGGCGCUGGAUAUGGAAGAGGCAGAGGUGGAGGCAGAGGCUAUGGGUAUGGCUAUGGCCGUGGCCGCGGCCGUGGACGGAUGGGCAGCCGUCCAAUGGAUGGUGGCAACCAAGCAUAGUUGGGGUUGGGAUAGGUGUGCUUUUUUUGCUCUAGCUAAUGCUUGCCUUGGUCUAGCAGUUGUUAUGCUCAGAAGUAUAUGUUUGAAAGCAUGGAGUUGUGAGUUAUUUUCUCCAGGUUGUUAAGCAAUGGUUCUGUUCUCUUUAAUCGUAUGGACGUGGGGCAAGCUUGUUUCUUUGUUAUUUCUAUUUUAGCCAAGAGCAAGUAGCCAUUUUCUGAUUGUGGGUUUAUAUCAAUCUUGUUGCCACGAUGUGCUAUUUUUAUUGCUCCAG